This is a messenger RNA of Microbotryum saponariae, 351 nucleotides long. The record is from the annotation of a GenBank genome assembly. Lineage: Eukaryota; Fungi; Basidiomycota; Microbotryomycetes; Microbotryales; Microbotryaceae.
AUGUGGGAUGCUAUCACGUUGGAAAGAGCGACAACCGGGAUGCGCAGGAUGGGAGGAUGGCGUCAAGAAUCCAGCGAGCAGGCGCCAACUGUCAAAGCCCGGCCACCCCUCUUGGACCCAGCUGCCAAGGUGAAGGCGUCACGUGAAGGUCGUUGCUUCAUAUGCAAUGUGCAUGGUCAUAUCUUCACAAAUUGUCCUUCCAAGCAGACACCCCUGGCACCACCAUCAACAUCCAGCCAACGACCGGUACUGAGGCCGGCAUUGGUGGCCGCUAUUCGGGAAUACCAAGAGACUGGCGAUUCAACGAGCUUUGUGGGCCUUAAACUCCCUCAGGUUCAUAGACGGAACUAG